This is a messenger RNA of Mercurialis annua (annual mercury), 925 nucleotides long. Its product is annotated as heme-binding-like protein At3g10130, chloroplastic. The transcript has a single exon. The record is from RefSeq and is a predicted model, not a curated record. The coding region runs from base 181 to 789 and encodes 202 amino acids. NCBI's taxonomy places the organism in Eukaryota, Viridiplantae, Streptophyta, Magnoliopsida, Malpighiales, Euphorbiaceae.
CAUUCUAAAUAACCAUUCUUACCCUCUUCCCAAGCAGUCUCCUUUGAUAACUAGUCCGCACAUCAAAAUCUUAAUCAAUCAUUUUUUACUAUGCCUAUGUGAGAAAACGAUAGUGGCUCAUUUCCAUAAUCUAUACUAACAUCUCCUCCAUCUUGUUCAACAUACAUAAACACCAAAUAAAUGGGACAAAUUCUCGGAAGAAUUGCUGUUGAAACCCCCAAAUAUGAAGUGAUCAAGUCUUUGAGUGGAUACGAAAUCAGAAAAUAUCCACCGGCUGUUCUCGCUGAACUCACGUACGAUCCAUCCCAAUUCAAAGGCGACAAAGAUGGCGGAUUCUCCGUGCUUGCUAAAUACAUCGGUGCUUUUGGCGAUCCACAAAAUACAAAGCCUGAAAAAAUAGCCAUGACGGCUCCAGUCAUAACCAAAACUGGCGGUGAAAGCGAAAAGAUUGAGAUGACUGCUCCUGUUCUGACAAAGGAAGGCGGAGAAGAGAAGAAGAUGGUCACCAUGCAGUUCUCAUUGCCUGCCAAGUACACAAAAGCUGAGGAUGCACCAAAGCCGACGGAUGAGAGAGUGGUGAUAAGGGAAGAGGGGGAGAAGAAGUAUGGGGUGGUGAAGUUUAGCGGCAUAGCAUCGGAGGAGGUGGUGCAGGAAAAGGUUGAGAUGCUGAAAGAGAAGUUGGCCGGAGAUGGGUAUAAAGUGAUCGGUGAGUUUGUAUUGGCAAGGUACAAUCCACCUUGGACUUUGCCUCCUUUUAGGACUAAUGAGGUUAUGAUACCAAUCGAAUGAUCAUCAUUGAUUCACAUUAUUGGCUCAUUUCUGCAUAAAUAUUAUGGAUUUAUUGUUGUAAAAUUACUUCUUUUUUAAUUCCUAAGCAGAACAGUAUUGUGAUACUUUCAUUAUAAUAGACCAGUUCUUAUUUAAA